This is a messenger RNA of Mercenaria mercenaria, 3445 nucleotides long. RefSeq lists its product as uncharacterized. NCBI's taxonomy places the organism in Eukaryota, Metazoa, Mollusca, Bivalvia, Venerida, Veneridae. Bases 937 to 3207 code for a protein of 756 amino acids. The record is from RefSeq and is a predicted model, not a curated record. The transcript has a single exon.
UUAUCGGAUACCUUGUGUGUUUACCACGUAGGCAGCCAUUAUUUUUUAUAAAAUUGGCAUUUGAUAAUUGAAUUUACUAUGGGAGGAAAACAUAAAAGAAAAAGAAAGCGGGCAGACAGAAAUGAACAUAAUUCUUCGUGGCUAGCUCCUUACGAUCGCUCUAUACAGCCAGGAUACUCAAACUUUCAUAAUGAAACACACGAGCGGAAUCAGAGAAAUCAUGGAGUUUAUGGUUGGUUUCACGUAUUUAAUUUUCACAGAAUAUUACCAGGAGGUCGUGUUGCAAGGGAACCUGAUUUUGCCAUUCUUGUACCAGUUGAAGGGACUCAAAAUGUACCGAGUAUUCGUGAACCAGAGGAUAGGCCAAGGGCACAGAUGGACCAAAACUUUGAUCAACAGGCGGCGGUGGCAUUGUUCAUUUUACUCUUUUUUGUAUUUAUCCUGUGGUGUUUAUACGUUACAGUUACAGGACAAUACUGAGUUUCUAAUUGAUAAAAACAUAAGCAUGGCAUAUUAAUGAUAUUAACAGAGGAAACUUAUGCAAAAUGAACACCUACAUCAAGUUGUUGAAAUUUUCUGAAAAUAAAUAUACAUUGCAUAUGAAUGUUAUCAGUGAAGGUCUGGUUACUUUUGCAUUAUCUUAAACAUUGAAAAAUCGUCUUAAUGACUAAAGUAUGUAUCCAAUAACAAGACGAAUAAGUAAAUAUUUAGGUUGACGUUUUCCGAAAUCUGGUGACCUAGCCGUAGCGUACAAUUUUCCAAAAUUAAAAAUAUCAGCCGAUAAACAAAAGUUGGUUUUCCAAUAACUGUAAAUAUACCGACCAAUCGCACUACUCUAACUAUAAAACGAAAGUAAGCUAGUUACGAUAAUAAGGUAUAUAAAUAGUCGCAACUUCCAUGCUUUCCGAAAUUAUAGAAUAGAGUGUAUUAUUUAGCAUGGCACGAAAUAAGAAGAAGAACGAUGCAGGCACUGGAGAAAAAGUUAUAACUGGUGAUUUACAAAAUAGUGUGAUUCGAGUUAAGAAGAAUGAAUCUUCGGAAAUUGGAGUUAAAACCUGUGAUGUUUCCGGAUGUAAAACAAAAAUGAAAGCAAAGAAAGCUGCUGAAACAAUUAAUAAACCGGUAUCGACAUCACAAUCAGGUAAUUGUGGCUCGAAAUCGAAGAUAACUACUGAAACAAUUAAUACACUGGUAUCGAAAUCACAAUCAAGAAAUGGUGGCUCGAAAUCGAAGAAAACUUCUGAAACAGUUAAUAAACCGGUAUCGACAUCACAAUCAAGUAAUGGUGGCUCGAAAUCGACGAAAACUACUGAAACAAUUAAUAAACUAGUAUUAACAUCACAAUCAAGUAAUGGUGGCUCGAAAUCGAAGGAAACCACUGAAACAAUUAAUAAACCGGUAUCGACAUCACAAUCAAGUAAUGGUGGCUCGAAAUCGAAGGAAACUACUGAAACUAUUAAUAAACCGGUAUCGACAUCACAAUCAAGUAAUGGUGGCUCGAAAUCGAAGGAAACUACUGAAACAAUUAAUAAACCGGUAUCGACAUCACAAUCAAGUAACGGUGGCUCGAAAUCGAAGAAAACUACCGACACAAUUAAUAAACCGGUAUCGACAUCACAAUCAAGUAAUGGCGGCUCGAAAUCGAAGAAAACUACCGACACAAUUAAUAAACCGGUAUCGACAUCACAAUCAAGUAAUGGCGGCUCGAAAUCGAAGAAAACUACUGAAACAAUUAAUAAACCGUUAUCGACAUCACAAUCAAGUAAUGGUGGCUCGAAAUCGAAGAAAAAUAAUCCCAUGACAGCAAAUCAAGAAAGGCAAGCUACCACACUGGAAAAACAAAAGAGCAAACCAACAAAGAAGGAUUCUCAAACGAAGAAAAUGGAAACAAAUCUUCGGCCGUCGGAUAUACGUUACUCGCAAUCGUCGAUUUCAAGUCAAUUUAAAGAUGGCACAAAUAUUGGCCAGUUAUUGGACGAUAUAUUUUUCGGAAGAUGUUUCGCAUCAGCAAUCCCGCAAAUUGAAGUUUCGCACAUAGAGGGACAUUGGGUUUCUGCUGACAACAGAAGACUAUGGGUAUUCAAGCAACUUGAGAUACUCGGUAGACUUGACUUUAUAACUGUAAAGGUCUCGAAAAGAAUUUACAUUGGAAAACUCACUAGUGAAAAUGCUGGAAUGGUUGUUGAAAUACGAAAUGGGGAUCCAACAGGAGUAGUGUAUGCUUUAAUGUAUGAUGGUCAAAACCAGAAUACGGACGACGAUUCAGCAGAAGAGCCGAAAGACCUAGCACCAGAAAGUAAACGAAAACGAAAAAGGAGAAGAAGAAAACGCAAACCAAAGACAAGUCAUGAAAACAACAAUAACACUGAUAAACCUGAACAUGAGAUAACCAGUUUAGAUCAUUUAAAAACCGCACCGAAUGACAUAGACCUAGAUACCUGUCGAGAAAAUCCACUUGAUGAACUUGAAACACUUUUACACUUCAAUCAAGACCUUGUAGAUGAAGACACCUAUUAUGAGGAAUAUGUAUAUAAUGACAGUGACGGUGUGACAUGCCUUUCUGACACGGCCCUUCUCAGUGAAAAUGUCGUGUUAGAAGUCGCAACAGACAGUCAUUGGGCUGAAUGUGAAAAACUUUUAAAGACUUACCAUGUCGAGACAGCAUUAAGUAAGUACAGAGAACGACAUCCAUCAUCUGAGGAUUCCGAACUUUCAGAUAGUUUCGACGUUUCUGCAUUGACGCAUAAUCAUGAACUAGCCUCACAUAUAAGGCUUAGUGACUGUACUGGUGCAGAUUUUGAAAAACAACACGAAGGAAGAAACGUUUUUUACCCACAGGAGUAUUUUGCACAGACGUCCGCUCAGAAUGAUUUUUCGGAAUCAGCCGACGACAAUGGACUCAAUCAUUCGUGGGAUAUAUGUCAGACAGAACCAGACUUCAGUUACAGAUGUGAUGCUGAUUCUGAACUAUGUUGUAAAUAUAAAUGUGCCCGAUGCACUCGAAUGCUGUUCUACCGUGAACUGGAUAUAGGACCUUAUUAUGAACCUCCUUGCCAAUGUACAACAGCAAUUAACAGAUCGCCUCAGUACCUUGUUGUAACAGAAAGUACAGCAGUCAAGACAACUUUCAAAGAUAAAUCAAUUCUGGCCAAAUUAUCUCGCGGUGUUGACACUGCUGUAGGAUUUUUUAACAAAAUAUUUAGUUAGGUUUAUGUACUUUUCCAUGCUUUCAUUAAUUUUGUUUUGAACUGAUCAGUACACGUGAACUGGCAAACUUUUAUGUGCUUAAAGAAAAAGAAAUUAUAACUAGUUAAAACUAAUCUUUCAUUGAAUCAAAUUACUUGUAGUCAUUCUAUGUUUUCAUGUGUGAUUUUGUUUGUAACGAGUUGCCUGUGAUAUAAUAUUGCCGUAUUAUUCAAUAAAAACGCUGUUGUGUGUUAGUAAG